AUGACCUAUUUGGUGAAUAUCUUUAAAGAUAAGAACACAGUUAUUUUAGCUUUCAAGGCAGCUAUCUCAUUAUUCUUGGUCCAAAUAACAUAUUUGAUAAGUGGAUAAUAUACUAUCAUUUCUCAUGCAACAAUAUUGAGUUCUUUAGGUGGAGCAAUAAUAGUUGUUCUCCGCUUUAUUACUAAAUAGCAAGUUCAUAAAUAUGAAUAUUUAGGCAUACUUCUUGCAAUGAUUGGUUGCGUGAUUUCUGUUUUUGAUGAAAUUCAGAAAGUAAAUGAAAAAGAUCUGAAUAUCCCUCUUGGGGAUAUUAGUGGGUUACUUUGCUCGAUUUUUAUGGUAAUUUAAAUGAACUGCACCCAUGAAUUAAUUCAAAAAGUACCAACUUCAUUAGCAACCUUGUUUUCAAUUGUAGUUGGCCUAUUACUAAUUAUUGCUUUUGGUUUAUUAUUUGACAAUUUUACCUUUGAUAUGAAUAUGAACACUGGAAUAUUUGGCUUCUGUAAUAGUGAAUACUUUCUCUAUACAUUCUUUAUUUUAGGUUUCUUUACUGGUGCUGUGGCUUAGUUCACAGAAUAUCAAUCCUUAAAGUAUUUUUCACCUCUAAUAGUUAUUAACUUUUUGCUAUUUGAGCCAAUCAUAUCCUAAUUUCAAUCAUGCUGGUUGGGAAUCGAUUAAGCCCCUGGAGAGAUGACAUAUAUUGGAGGUUUAUUUACUCUAUUGGGGAUAUUUUUUGUGUCUUAUGGAGGUUAGUUACUGGAAGAUAUACUAGAAAAUUAAAAUAAUUAGAAAAUAAGCAAAGGACAUAGUGAAAAUUAUAAAAUUCAAUUAACUAACUGA
This is a messenger RNA of Stylonychia lemnae, 837 nucleotides long. Lineage: Eukaryota; Ciliophora; Spirotrichea; Sporadotrichida; Oxytrichidae. The record is from the annotation of a GenBank genome assembly.